CGAGAAUAGGCUCAGUGCAUAAACAACACGCUCUACAAGUGUACACUCCCAAAACCCUAACUUCCCUUCUUCAGUUCUUCUUCCUCAAACCCUUGGUUUAACACUCUCUUUAACCUCGUACCAGCAAAACCUUCAAACUCAACACAAAUCUCUAACAAUGGUGAAUACAACUGGGUUAGAUGAAGAAACAGCCAGUAAGGUCCUACGCCAGGUUGAGUUUUAUUUCGGUGACAGUAAUCUCCCAAGAGACAACUUCUUGAUGAAUACUCUCAAUGAUUGUGAAGAUGGAAUGGUGGAUUUGGCAUUGAUUUGUUCAUUUACGAGGAUGAGAACUCAUCUGGAUUUGGGCAAUAUGAAAGCUGAUCAAAUUCCUCUAGCAACUGUUGAUGCUGUGUCUGAAACUUUGAGGAGUUCUGGUUUCCUCAAACUUUCCGAGGACGGAAGGAGGGUGGGCAGGAGCGUUCAACUUAAUAAGCCAGAGGAGGUGAUAGAACAGGUUGAUGGCAGGACAAUAGCUGCUUCUCCCGUACCAUAUGAUGCGAACAUUGAUGAAAUAAAAUCCUUCUUUGCUCAAUAUGCAAAGGUCAACAGUUGCAGGCUUCCUCGUCAUAUUUCGCACAAAUUUUAUAUUUGUGGGACUGCUCUGGUCGAGUUUUCCACAGAGGAAGAUGCAGAGAAGGUUUUGAAGCAAACUUUGUCAUAUGCUGGUGCUGAUCUGGAGCUCAAGCCAAAGAAAGACUUUGACUUGGAAAGAGAAAAGGAUGUAAAGGAAUUUGAAGAGAUAAAUGGCAAAGACUCUGAAAAGUCCAGAUAUCCUAAAGGCUUGAUUCUUGCAUUCACGUUAAAGAGCAAGUUAUUGGAAGAGGACUCCAAGCAGAAUGGAUCAGAUGAGCAUGCUAGUGAGGCUGAGGUGUCCAAGACAAAUGGCGGAGAAUCUGUGGCAAAUGGGUCAGAAGAGGCAGAUAAGGCAUCAGUAAAUGAUAAAAAUGGUGCUGUUGAAAAUGUGGAGGAAACUAUGGAAGAAGUAAGUCCUGAAAGUAUUGAGAAGGAAGAGAAGGAAACUGAGGGUGACAAGAAGUCCUCUGAAAGUGCUGACAAAAAGGAUGGAGACAAAGCAGCACCAGGGGGCAAAUCUGCAAUUGAAUCCUACAAGAAUAACAUGGAUGUUGUUAUUCGUGAGGAUCUGAAGGCUGUGUUUGGAAAGUUUGGCACUGUCAAGUACAUAGACUUCAAGAUGGGAGAAACUUCAGGUUACGUACGGUUUGAGGAACCAGAGGGAACCCAAAAAGCUCGUGCUGCUGCAGUGCUCGCUGAGGAAGGUGGUUUAGUUGUUAAGAACUAUAUCGCUACUCUAGAACCUGUGUCUGGUAAUGAGGAGAAGGAAUAUUGGAGCCAAAUUCUAGGAAGUCAAGGUAGAAUCCGUGACAACAGGGGAGGACACAAAGGAAGAGGAGGAAGACACCACAACAGAGGCGGAAGGCAUGGGCGAUCCCGGGACAGAGAUCAACCUGCUGGCCGUGCGAACAAAGUUCAGAAAGUAGCAACAUAAGAUUUUUGAUACCAUAAUCUUAAAAAAAAAGACCUGGACAGUAUUUUAGCAGUCUUGAUCUCAAUUUUGGUUCAACAUUUUGAAGUUAUCUGCUGUCUUAUGAUAUUAUGUAAUGACAGUUCACAUUUGUAGUAAAGUGAACAUCCUAAAUUUUUUCUAAA
Messenger RNA from Beta vulgaris subsp. vulgaris (sugar beet), 1710 nucleotides. RefSeq names its product la protein 1. The coding region runs from base 158 to 1549 and encodes 463 amino acids. Gene Ontology annotation, biological process: RNA processing. The transcript has 10 exons. NCBI's taxonomy places the organism in Eukaryota, Viridiplantae, Streptophyta, Magnoliopsida, Caryophyllales, Amaranthaceae. Gene Ontology annotation, cellular component: nucleus. Gene Ontology annotation, molecular function: mRNA binding. The record is from RefSeq and is a predicted model, not a curated record.